This is a messenger RNA of Agelaius phoeniceus (red-winged blackbird), 6219 nucleotides long. RefSeq names its product phosphodiesterase 7B (gene PDE7B). Gene Ontology annotation, molecular function: 3',5'-cyclic-nucleotide phosphodiesterase activity. Gene Ontology annotation, biological process: signal transduction. Lineage: Eukaryota; Metazoa; Chordata; Aves; Passeriformes; Icteridae. The record is from RefSeq and is a predicted model, not a curated record.
CGGGCCAGGAUGCCGGUGCUGGAGCGCUUCUUCCCCGCGGCAGAGCCGGGCAGGCGGAGGAGGACGGGGGACGAGGCGAUGCCCUUUCCCAUGGGCAGCCUGCCCGGUUAUCAGCAGGGGACCCUGGCCUGGGACUUGCCCGAGAUGAUCAAGAUGGUAAAGCUCGUUUGGAAAUCCAAGGGGGAGCUCCGCGGGGCGAAGCACAGAGGCGUUUUGGAGAGCGAGGAUGCCCUGGGCGGUUCGGCAGGAGAUGCACGGGUGAGAGGUCAGACAGGGGUUGUCUCCGAGCGCCGCGGCUCCUACCCAUUUAUAGACUUCCGUCUUCUUAACAAUACUGCACUCUCAGGGGAAGUCGGCACCAAGAAAAAAGUGAAAAGACUGUUAAGUUUCCAGAGAUAUUUCCAUGCAUCCCGGUUACUGCGUGGAAUUGUACCACAAGCCUCUCUCUACUUACUGGAUGAGGACUACCUUGGGCAAGCAAGGCAUAUGCUAUCCAAAGUGGGAAUGUGGGAUUUUGACAUUUUCUUGUUUGAUCGCUUGACAAAUGGAAACAGUCUGGUAACACUGCUUUGUCACCUCUUCAACGUGCAUGGACUUAUUCACCAUUUCCAGUUAGACAUGGUUACAUUACACAGGUUUUUUGUUAUGGUUCAAGAAGAUUACCAUAGCCAGAACCCAUACCACAAUGCUGUCCAUGCCGCUGAUGUCACACAAGCUAUGCACUGCUAUCUGAGGGAGCCCAAGCUUGCCAACUUCCUCACCCCAUCGGACAUCAUGCUCGGACUGCUUGCUGCUGCAGCUCAUGACGUGGAUCACCCAGGGGUCAACCAACCCUUUCUGAUUAAAACUAAACACCACCUUGCCAGCUUGUACCAGAACGUGUCGGUGCUGGAGAACCACCACUGGCGCUCCACCAUCGGCAUGCUUCGGGAGUCACGGCUGCUCGCCCACCUGCCCAAGGAGGUCACACAGGACAUUGAGCAACAGUUGGGCUCCCUGAUCUUGGCAACAGACAUCAACAGGCAGAAUGAGUUUUUGAUCCGUCUGAAAUCUCAUCUUGACAAUCAGGAUUUGAGGCUGGAGGAUGCACAGGACAGACAUUUUAUGCUUCAGAUUGCACUCAAGUGUGCUGACAUUUGCAAUCCCUGCCGGGUCUGGGAUCUGAGCAAGCAGUGGAGUGAACGGGUCUGCGAAGAGUUUUACCGGCAAGGUGAUCUGGAACAAAAAUUUGAACUGGAAAUAAGCCCCCUUUGUAAUCAGCAAAAGGAUACAGUACCAAGCAUCCAGAUUGGGUUCAUGACAUACAUCGUUGAGCCACUCUUUGAGAGGUGGGCCCAGUUUACAGGCAACACUCCCCUAUCUGAAAACAUGCUAAACCAUCUCAGGAGGAACAAGGCCAAGUGGAGAAGUUUGCUCCACAAGCAACACAGCAGUAGUAGGAGCAACGACCACUCAGGCCAAGUGACUGGCAGCCAGGAACAGACUUUAAAUGAAGAAGAGACUCCUUAGUGGCAGCUUUGCACUUUUCCUUCUAGCACUGCUAUCUCCGUCUUGGUCAUAGCAGCAAAAAAGGUCCCGAGGAGCUGGAGCCUGUUGUCAACACCGUGCAAAGGCAAGAAAUGGCAGAGCUCUAAGGGUCCUCAUGAACAUGCCCAUGGUUCUGCUGGGUUUCUUUCUGAUCUUCAUGUUCCUCUCCCCUCUCUCCAUUCUGCGCAUGCCUGAUGCCAUUAAUCACUCCUGAUCCUGACCUGCCCCAACGCGGAGUCCCAGCCAGCAGCCAGGAAGCCAGGCCAGCUGCCAUGAAGCGGGAGGAUUGCUGAGAGAACAAGGCACUCUUGGUGAUCUUUUCAUUUAUCACAAGUCAUAUUGUGACAUAUGUAUAUAGGCCCAGAGCGCCACACCCUCUCUAGGCUGGCAGCUGGGCUGCACAUGAAACCACCAGCAUCUCCAGCAUCCAGAGGACAUGGACUGAGCAGGACAGUGCUCACAGAGGGCAGAGAGUUGGGUUGUUUUAGUGGUUAAAAACCUUUUUAACUUUUGUAUUCUGUGCACUAAACAACAGAUCUCUAAACCUUGGACUGAAGUUACUCUCCGUAUACACACCUUCAGUGUAACAAGGCUUGUUUUGGUAAUCAUUUUUAUGCCACUUUGGAUAAAAGACGGGCAUCUUCUCAUUGCAAGGAACAGUAUUCCCUCGCAGCCGAAAGGGAAGGUGUAGUACAGUCUAAACCUUUGAAACACAAACAGAUCUAUCUUUUGAGUACUGUUUCAAGUUACCUGUUUAUAUUCAUAUGUGUACAUUUUCUGUAAAUAGAAAGCGCUACUGAUUCCCAUGCCAAAAUACUGGAGUACUGUGGGAUGAUUGCUACCUGUAAAAACAUUGGCACUGUGAACAGAAUACUGUUAGUUUUAAUACAAGAGAAAGCAUUUGUAAAUAUGGUAUAGAGUUUAUUAAUAUACACCAUUGUUUGUGGAUAAAAGCCUUAACUUCUAGCAUCCUUCAUCUUCUGAUAGCUGCCAAAAUCAUACGAUUACAAGAUAAGAUUCUGAACUGCCUUUCCACUAUCCAAGGUGUAUCAAAAGUCAUUAAGGAAUGAAGUCUGGCAGGAUAACUUCUUGAAAACUUCAAACACAUUCCAUAUGGGUCCGUGUUGUUAAUCCAUGGCACCUUGCACAUUCGAUCUAGGCAAAUGUUUCACAGCGCCUGAAGUUUAAAGUUCAAAAAAACCCCCAGACCCCACAGCAACGCCACAUGAUUUGACAGUUCAGCAUGAUUACCAUUUAUUCAAACGUGUGAAUUUUUACUAAAUAGCUUAGUCAUCUACAAAGCACGGCAUUAGUUAUGGAGUUCAGUUGUUUUCUUGAGAGAUGUUGCAGUGUAGCUGAUUUUUUCCCCACAUGCCCUCCUUAGAUAGUCAGCAUCAAAAUGCAUUUGUAUUUGUCUUUUAAUUAAAAGAAUACUUCAACUGACUUUUAGAUUAGUCUCAGUCAAUGAAGGAAAAAAAGGUGUUGUAGUCAGACUACUAAUAAUCCUCUUAGCUAUCAUAGUGGCUGAAGAAUUUUCUAUGAUCUCAUCUUUGUGAAAGAUACUUGGCCUUAACUAUGCCAUAAACAACCUCAGUUCUGAAAGUCUUUAUUAAACUUUCCUGAAGUUUCUACCAUUUCAGUGAGAUUGUAUUCUCAGACACUAACUGCGUUGCACCAAAGGGAUUGUCCCCUGCUCCUCUGCCCCCAGCAAGAAUAACUGCACUCAUGUGAAGUGCAGCGUUGUUGUGAACCCCCCGUACAUCAAAUCUGUACAGCUGCUUUCCAAAAGAACGAGUAGGUGUGGCCAGGUGGUCGCAUUUGGGUAGUCAUGUUGAGAUGUGAAGACAUUGAAGAGGCCAACAAAGAAAGAGCUUUUCAAGUUGGUGUUUGAGAAGCAUGAGAAAGAUGUUUACUCACAGAAGUGCAAGGGAAAAUAUAAUGCAUUUUUCUCAAUUACACGGGAUAUUGACUUGAUGAGAGAAGGUUCAUGCUCAUAAGGUGACUAAUGUGUUUAGAGGAAAAUAAAAAGUAUGAGUUUUAGUGAAGGAUGAUUUACUCCACUAAUUCUUUGUGAAAAAGAGAAAAGAGGCUGAAAGCCAGUGAAGUAAAAAGGGCAGUUUGUGUGCAAUGAGCACACAAAGCGCUCCAGCGAUGUUUUUUCUGCCCCUCCACUGUUAUGUAAGGUACAACCAAUAGAAAACCUCCUUCUUCCUCCCACUAAUCUAAAUGAGAUUCAUAUAAUAGAAGGACCACAGCAAGCAAAGGGCACUCAAGAGAGUUGUAGUAGAAUUAAAUUGUUUCUAACUACAGGACAUAAAUGUCUUCUUAAGCACAUGAGGGUGGUGGGGGUGGAAGCACCACCACUUUGCAGCUUUUUAGGUGUACCUUUCCUUCUGACAGAUGUAGGACAAUUAUUAGGACAUUAUGUGAGCGAUGUAAUGUGCUGCUUAGAAGCACUUAAGUCCAUACAAAAGAAUCUAAUUUCCCAUGUUUUAUCUUUUUAGUAAGAAAUGGAAGCCCUUUGCCAUCUAGCUCAAAGAAUUUUUUGAAAUGUUCUGAAAUUUAGUUAAACUCAGCAUCUAGCAGCAUAAAAAGUUCUCAGAAACACUGUCGAGCUGUUUCUGAAGAGCUUCCAGAAAAUAGGUCCACAGGAAGGCUUAGGUACAAAUCAAAUUUUGUUACAGCCACAUUAAAUCCAAGCCCUUUUCUACAAGUGGAACCUACAGGUUCCAUUACAAGUUUGCUCUUACCAUGUUAAAACUUUCCAACUUUAAAAAGCUCUUCUGAAAAUUAUCAGGCCCUUACAAACUAGUAAGGGCCAAAAUUAUUAUGGGGGAUUUUGGUGCACUGAGCGUACCUGCUAGAUUUCAAUCACCUUGUGUAAUGAAACAGUGCUUGAAAGAGGUUCAGGGUGGCCCCAGCAACACUUAUGUACUUGUGAGCCAAACCCAUUGCACAGGUUUGGGCCUGGGCCAGUUUGCUUCAGGUGCUCCAGACAGAAGAGCUGAGAAAGGGUAGGCUCUGGCAGCAGAUGCCUGGCAGCCCAAUUCCCUGGGGUCUGUAAUGCAAAAUGCAGCCAUCUGAUUUCCCGUAGAAACCCUAACUGGUACAGCCAAUCCCACAGCACCAGUGCUUAGCACAUGCAGUUGUGACACAUGUGUGGUAUGCUCUGGUUUGGAGGGCAUUUCUGCACUGGGGUUUCUCCCCAGUGUGCCAACAGGCUGCUGAUGCACAGAAUAGAAAAGCUAUGCAGAUAACACAGAUUUUGGUGGUGUCAGCCCUAUCAGCCACUUUACAGAAGGCCCUUGUAAAUAAUUUUUCCUUCCCACUGGGCCAGUGUAGGUGAAAGAUUUUGAAGUUUUCAAACUGAGUUAAGGUUUUCAUAUCUAGAAAGAGGAAAAAAGCUGUUAAAAGCAGGAUGUUAAAAUGGUUUUAUGCCCCACAAAUGAGAUUAAAAUCUAGCUCCUCUAAAUGAAGAUUUCAUAUCAUCUAAGAGGCAAAAUUUUGUAUAACUAACAAUAAUAAAUUAUAAUAAGUGAAAGUCUUAGGCUGGUUAAACUAAUGCAUAUGUAUGCAUUGUCAUUAAGUAAAGAUUUUACCUGCCUUCGUGUUUGUGUCAAUGGUUCAGCCACCAGUCAAAUGGGGAAUAAAACAACUAUUGACAACAUGUACCUUUGGAAUACAAGGAACAAAGACAGGAGUAGCUGAGAUUAAGUAGAGCCUAUGGAGGAAAAGAAAAAAAACCACAUGAUCUGCAGUUGUGUCUAACUUAAUCUACAACACAGGUCAAUUAGUUUUGUAUAAACUUGGUUUUCAUGAAGAAAACCAAAACCUCCCCAGCGAUUAAUGAGAAAGCUGUAAAUGAGAGAAGGCUGUUGUUACACUGCAUAGUGAUCUCACCAGCUUUUGUAAUCUGGAGUUUCAAUUUCUGUUAAAGUUUCCAUCAAAUUAGACACAGAAGGCACACUUAGCCCUUCCAAAUGAAUUCUCCUCAGAAAGGAAAAACUCAAGUAGUCACAAUUGUAUUUUCAGGUACCAGACAGUGUACUAGCCAUAAUUUAUUGCCUUAUAUUUUAAGUCACUAAUCUGAGUUGUCCAUAAAGUAUGCCCAUUCCCCUCCUGAUGUCACCAUGAUCCCUGUGGCCCAUAAAAAUCAAUAAUUAAAUUUUAAUUAAAACCCUACAAAUCCAAAAAAAAAGCCAUCCCAAAACACAGAACAAAAACACAAAGCAAGCUUCAUGCCAUGAAUAUGUAUUCAAAUUACUUUGAUUGGUGCAAACUGUUGCUCUUUGUUUCUAUAAUCCAUCCAAUAUUUUAGGUACAUAAACUUUUAAGUGCAGACCAUAAGCUUGACACGGAUGUAAAAUAUAUUCUGCUUAUCUUUGAAUUCAAGAUUGUAUAUGUCAUGUUUAUUGUAAAGCAUUUUAUAUAUACAUAGUCGCAUAUCUUAUACAACUCUAUGGGCCAAACACUGGUCCCCCCAACUUCACUGGGACCAAGAAUCAGCCCCCAUAUGUGCGUAUAUAUGCCAUAUGCAUCAUUCUGAAAGGAAGCACUAGAUUGUGUGAAAAUGCUGUGACUGCUAUGCAGUGAUGCCAAGAGACUUAACUGUAUCUUUUUUAACAUACUGCUGUAAGUAUUCAUCAUGUCGAAGAAUGACAGCUAAUAAAAAGAAAAAGUGAAGUGUUCCAA